AUGACAGUAAUCUACAAAAAAGUGGCUCAGGAUGUACAACAUCUUGAAAACGUGGCAGCAAUAGUUGUAAAUGGCAUUCCCUGGGCUGAAUCAGACAUCGAAGAAAUAUACACGCUUCAGUGGGUUCCUACAAGGAGAGUGUUCACUAAAGUCCAUCUGCAGGGGCACUGUAAUGUGUCUCUGGUGACCAAACUGUUUCCAAAUACACAGUAUGGUUAUAACAGGCGACGGGUGAUAGCAUCAACAGUGGAGACGCCUAUGGGAGUUCUUAGAGAGGUCAUAAAUGGCACAAACGUCUUCAGUGGGUUUUGCAUUAGAAUAUGGCAUGAAAUAGCGGCAGCCUUAAAUCUAAGUUAUGUCCUCACUGAACCAGAGGAUGGAGCCUGGGGCUCCUUCAUAAAUGGCACAUGGACGGGAGUGGUCGGUCAGCUCAUGAAAAGGGAAAUUGAUAUUGCCGUAACUGAUUUGUCAGUUCACUAUGGACGAUCACAGGUGAUCGACUACAUCAAUCCCGCCUACCUUGUGGACGGCGGGGACAUAGUCUACAGAAUGAAGACAGAUUCGACAAGGUCAUUCUUCCUGAUUGCCAGACCACUGAAACUUGACGUCUAUCUGACAUUCGCUGCCAUCACUGCGGGCCUUCUUCUGAUAUUCAUCGUCACAGACAAUCACCAGUAUUUGAUUGAUGUUCCAAUGUGUAAGGGUGUGCCAACUAUAUUCUCAAGGCAAUUUACAUCGAUGGGUCUGGAGUUCGCUGGGUCACUACUCAAACAAGGAUUCCAGACACAAGCAAAGAGUAAGGCCGGGAGUGUUCUGUUGGCCUCGUUCUCGAUACUGGUUGUCCUGAUCUCAUCCGUGUACUGUGCCAACCUCAUCGCUUCUCUGACUGCACAACCAGGCGCCACUACCCUAUCCAGUAUCGAUGACCUCGUCGACAGCGACUACACUGUUGGCAUAUACACCAUCGGUAUUGAUUACUCCGAGCUUCAGAAUUCCGACCGACCUCAAAUCCGUCGUCUUCGAGACAAGAUGCGGAAACUGAGUGAACAAAAUCCCGGGAUAUUUCUGAACAACCGGUCGUCACACAUGAACAGAGUUAAAGAAGGUAUACAUGCCCACAUAACCUACAGAGCUAUAGCAGCGAAAUACAUGGCUGAAGACUGUCACCUCGCUCUGAUAGGGGAACCGAUAACAUGGUCCGAAGAACGUAUUUCCUUUGGAAUACUGAAAGGCUCAACGCUCAAAACGGAUUUGGACAAAGUCAUGUACAGACUGAAGGAGAGUGGUUUGCUGGAAGAGUGGUGGAAGCAAUGGAACGCCAGGGACAUCGCCACCACAUCUUGUGAAGCUGAGAGCACCGGUGUCAGGACCAUCAUCUCCCUGAGGGAGAUGGGGGGCGGAUUCCUGGUUGUGUGUGGAGGACUGGGACUGUCAUGUCUGGUGUUAAUAGGGGAGAUAUGUAGACAGCGAUGUAAAAAGAAAACGAACUAGCACUAUUCAUUUAACACAAACGAUACAAUAGAAUUAUACUGAUGAUGAUACGACAUUUUACCUAUAUGGAUAUUCGAAAUCAGG
This is a messenger RNA of Haliotis rubra (blacklip abalone), 1575 nucleotides long. Its product is annotated as glutamate receptor-like. Gene Ontology annotation, cellular component: membrane. Lineage: Eukaryota; Metazoa; Mollusca; Gastropoda; Lepetellida; Haliotidae. The record is from RefSeq and is a predicted model, not a curated record. The transcript has 8 exons. Bases 1 to 1491 code for a protein of 496 amino acids. Gene Ontology annotation, molecular function: glutamate-gated receptor activity.